AUGUUCAUUUGCUUGCUGGCUCUGUUUUUGGUGGAAACGAUUUCCAUAUUGUCAGCAACAAAUGAAAUUGUGCACAAUCAACUAAAAGUUUGGUUUCUCAAUGACUGUAAACUUAAUGGAAAUUACUUAAACAUAUCAGUUGUGAAAUGGGAGAAACCAAAUCCACCAAUAAAAUUUGCGAUCAUUCGAGAACCGAUUGAACGCUUUGUCUCGUUUUAUGGCCACUUUUGUAAAAAGCUAGAUCAAUGUGAGCAACGGAACAUUCACCAAUUUGCUGUGUGGAUUGAUUUCCUAAUCACAAACCAUAGUGAUCCCUUGUCGUGGAGUCCAACAUUGAUCAAUCAUGGUUUGCCACAGACAAGA
Messenger RNA from Mesorhabditis belari, 363 nucleotides. NCBI's taxonomy places the organism in Eukaryota, Metazoa, Nematoda, Chromadorea, Rhabditida, Rhabditidae. The record is from the annotation of a GenBank genome assembly.